This is a messenger RNA of Trematosphaeria pertusa, 1352 nucleotides long. RefSeq lists its product as uncharacterized. The record is from RefSeq and is a predicted model, not a curated record. Lineage: Eukaryota; Fungi; Ascomycota; Dothideomycetes; Pleosporales; Trematosphaeriaceae. Bases 273 to 1085 code for a protein of 270 amino acids. The transcript has a single exon.
AUUGAACGGUGAAAUUAACUCACGGUAGCAGCUCUCGGAAGACGGUGGCACACGCGACAGACGGAGCGUUUGCGAGCUAGGUACUGCUGCAGCUGCAGGGCCAGCAAAGCUGCCGAGCGUAGCAGUGGUUGCAGACGGGCGAAAUUGAAGCAGCGGGCUCCAACAGCUCACGCAGCGGGACCGGGCCUGAAGCGUGCGCGCGCAAGAAGGGCAGGCGUCGCCAGGACAGCUCCGACACGUCUGGCGAGAAAGAAGCAGCCAAUAGCUGGGCGAUGGCGAUUGGGCCUCGUGGCGGACGGACGAGGGCUGAGGAGAGAAAAGAGAGACGACGCAGCAGCAGAAGCUCAGGGGCGCACCAAACGGAGCCGGGAUGGCACGCACGCUUGUCUUGUCCAGCACCAUCGCCAGACCGGCCAACGGCCCAACGGGGAGUCGACAAGACGACACUUUACAGUAGACUACAUACACUCUGCAAUCCUUCUGGAACCCAUCGUCCAUCACCCGCACCGCACCGCACCGCCGCUGGGCAGCUGUCACGCCUGUUACACACAUACCGCUGGGCCCGCACUAUCGGCACCCGAACGUUCCACGGUCCACGCACGCUGCAGCGCCUCAGGUAUAUGCACGGCAAAGGGGCAGUUUCGAAGCGUCGAGAGAACACCGAGCCCGUUCCCGCUAGAACACGAUCGCCUCGCCGUGUGGAGGAAUGGAAGUUCCAGAUGUCCCCAGCUUGCCAGUCGCCAGGCCUCGCGCAUAAUCCGGGACCCACUCGCUGCCCAUUUUCGGUUUCAGAGUCGCUAAUGCUGAAAAAUCAGCCAAUCAUGCUUUGUAUCUUUUUGCAUUUUCACUAUUUCCGUGCAACCGUUCCUAUUGGCCGCGCGGUCUGGAUUAUGCCCUUUCUCGCGAACUGCUUACUUUGCAAGACGGUACCGGAGCAGAAUGACGCAACGGGUGCAAUAUACCUACGUACCGAUAGAAGCCGUACGGUACCUCGCAGCUUCCCGGGAUCAGCAGUUGUCCAGCCCGGCUGCAGCAGCGCCAUUCUAAUCUCACGUCAAGACGAACUCCCGGACUCUCCUCUAUAAUCUCAACUCAACCACCCUUCAGUCCUCGCCAUGUAUCCCUCCUUCCGCUGUGACUGCAAAGACAGAUUAUGACAGCCAACGGGAAGGAGCCAGGGGGCGCUCUUCUCGAAUAGGCUAGCGCUAGAGGAACCUCCUCUCUUACCUAGGUACCUCGGUAAUCUUCGAGGCUUGCUAGGUACAUCAUGCCCAGGGGGUGACCGGCUUGCCGUCAAGUAAGGGUCCAACCUGCUUAAGUAAGGCACCCACACAAGUUACCCCUCCCUUCUU